CAGUCAAAACCAACUGGUUUCACAAGAAGAGACUUGAGGGGUGGCUUUGUCAGCCUAGUGAUUGGGAGCCGCCAACACAGUCACACUGAAACCUAAUCCAGUUUCAAUCAGGAAGUGCUGAGGAUCAAAAUGGCUUCUGGACUCCAGCGUGAGAUCUGGACCGAGGAGAUCAUUUGCCCGGUUUGUCUGGAUUUCUUCACUGAUCCUGUUAGUCUGGGCUGUGGCCACAACUUCUGUCGCUCCUGCGUCACCCGGAGCUGGGAAAAGCAGGAGAACAACUGCUGUGCUGUUUGUCAGGAGACAUUUCCAGAAAAGAACCUCACAGCCAGUUGGGCCUUGGCGAGUCUAGCAGAGAAAGCUCGAAAAUUGUGCCUGAACCCGACACAGACGGCAGUUAACCUUCAGUGUGAGAAACACCGGGAGCAACUGAAGCUGUUCUGUGAAACUGACAAGAAAUUGAUCUGUUACAUUUGCAGAGAUGCGAAAGAACACAGAGGUCACAGCUUCCUGCCCAUUGACGAAGCUGCUGAAAUCUACAAGGAUCAAACAAAGUCCUCCUUAGCUUCUCUGACACAGAGGAAGGAAACGGCUCUACAAUCUGCAGCCAAACAGAAAGAAAAGAUUUCACAAGUUAAGGAACAGGUGAACAGUCUGCAGACCCACGUCACGGCUGAGUUUGCUAAAAUGCACCAGAGUCUGACUGACAGAGAGCAGCGAGUGAUGGGGGAUCUCAGACAGCGAGAGGGGGAGAUUUUAAAGCGAAUGGAGGCAAAUUUGCGAGAGAUUCAGUGCAAAUUAGAUUCUGUUGAACAACAACUCUCCGAGUUAACGACACAUCUGGGAAAAGACGAUCUCACCUUCCUGCAGGAGGAAGCUGCUGGCAACAGAAGGAUCAGUGACAAGGGGUUUGUUCUGUCGCUGUGUGAGGAUGAGCUGCCUGUGGGGAUAUACAAAGGGCCUAUACAGUACACAGCCUGGAGACAGAUGAUACACGGCAUCAGCCCAGCUCCGGCCUCUCUGACUCUGGAUCCUGACACAGCGAGUCCCUACCUCGUCCUGUCUGAGGACCUGACCAGCGUGAGACACGCAGAUAAACGGCAGCAGCUCCCGGACUAUCCGAAGAGGUUUGAUCCCGUUGUCAUUGUCCUGGGGU
This is a messenger RNA of Callorhinchus milii (elephant shark), 1153 nucleotides long. RefSeq names its product zinc-binding protein A33-like. NCBI's taxonomy places the organism in Eukaryota, Metazoa, Chordata, Chondrichthyes, Chimaeriformes, Callorhinchidae. The record is from RefSeq and is a predicted model, not a curated record. The transcript is spliced from 6 exons. Gene Ontology annotation, molecular function: zinc ion binding. The annotation marks the transcript as partial.